Molecule: messenger RNA, 2781 nt
Organism: Silurus meridionalis
Lineage: Eukaryota; Metazoa; Chordata; Actinopteri; Siluriformes; Siluridae
Gene: lima1a
Product: LIM domain and actin binding 1a
Exons: 11
Coding region: 241-2022 (593 amino acids)
Biological process (GO): actin filament bundle assembly
Cellular component (GO): actin cytoskeleton; plasma membrane
Molecular function (GO): actin filament binding
Source: RefSeq, a predicted model, not a curated record
CUAGGUGGAAGAAGGGGGCUGUGUACUCAUUGGCUAAGAGGAGACAAAAGUGCUCACCCUCCCACACACACACACACAAACUUAAAGAGCCUGCAGAGUUCAGAGAGAGCAAGCACACUCCCUAGGAAGGCAGUAACAGCUGAAACAAUCUGAAAGCUCCAGACUUUAUAAAAUUUUGACGAGGAUUAACUCGGCCACACAGUCUCCUUCCUCAUCGUAGUCCAGACUGAGGCAGCAGAGAUGGCAGUCAGCUCGUUCGACAGAAGGCAGUGGGCCUCCCAGUCUCUCCGCGUCACAGCGAAAGAGCUCUCCAUCGUUGGAACACGGGGGAAAAACACCGCCAUUGCAGAGCGAUUCUCAAAGUACCAGAAAGCAGCUGAAGAGAUCAACAUUGACAAGAAGAAAGCCGUGGAAGGCGUCACCCUGCACCCCGGCUCCCUGAGCGCGCUGAAAAAGCGCUGGGAAACCGAACAACCGAUCUCUUCCGACCAAAGUCCACACACCCCCUCAGCAUCCACUCCACCAAGACCUGCCUUCUCUGAUCUGAAGGGGUCCGCGAUGGAGAGGACGCCGCAGAGGGACGUAGAGGACGUGGACAAGCCCAACGUGCCUCUCAGCAGCCUCAAAACGGUGUUCGAGGGCAAGGCUUCUGGAGAGUCGGCGCAAACAUCAGGAAGCGGCUCUGACAAAAUGGAAUUCGGAGACAAAGGAGCGUUUGAGACAAUGGUGGAGACCACGCCCCUCAGGGAGAGAAUGGCCCUCUAUCAGGCAGCACUGUCUAAACUAGACAUGUCCUCGUCCCCUUGUCGCCAGAGCGAAUCGGACAUGGAGGCACGUGUUUUUAGCGGGAAGCAGAAGGAAAACGUCCCUCCGGUCCCGCUGGAUAUGACCUUCAGCCCUGAGCCUGACAGCAGGAAAUCUCCAGCCACAGAUAACAGCGAUUUUCCUCUUUCUUCAGACUCCAGUUCGACGACUCCUGUUUCUGAGCACGGCCCGAACAAAACCAUUAAGAAGUUCAGUUUGCCUCCACGUGAGAGUUGUGUGAUGUGCACGAAGACCGUGUACCCCCUGGAGCGACUGGUCGCUAACCAGCAGACUUAUCACAACUCCUGCUUCCGCUGCACUCACUGCAACACAAAGCUGAGCCUCGUAAACUACGCCUCUCUCCACAACAACGUCUACUGCAAGCCGCACUUCUCCCAGCUCUUCAAGGCCAAAGGGAAUUACGACGAAGGUUUCGGACACCGACCCCACAAGGAGCUGUGGGACCCCCGAGGAGAGGAGAACGCAGACGACCAGGGGGACAAGGAGGAUCCCCCGGAAAGCACCAGCAGCCCUAUGAUGGAGGAGUGUCCUCUGGUUAAAGUCAACGUCCUCGCCGCGUCGCUGGAGACACAAGCUCAGGAUGCGUCCGAGAGAACCGAGAAGCCACUGGAAACCAGACGGCUGAAGAUCUCCUGGCCUCCGAGAACAGACACAGAGGAAGCUACGUGUCAGUCCGGUGUGCUGGCCGAGGAGGCCGCAGUGUGUCCCAUUCGCCCGAAAUGGCCACCAGAGGGCGACUCAAGCCCAGUUUGUACAAAACCAGCAGAGCUCUCCGACAUCCGCAGGAGCUCCUCGCUUAAAGAGCGCAGUCGCCCGUUUUCAGCUAGCAGCCCUGCCUCAGCUGUCGAUCAACCUGCUCUGAUACACCCCACUCAGCCAAUCGAAAAGGAGGAAAUAAGCGAAGCUGCUGAACAGGAAGAAGAAAAGGAAGUGGAAGUACAAGGUGAUGGAGUCACCGAAGAGAAAGAUCAGCCUGAAGAAGACGAGCCACCGUCGUUCACGUGCAAGAGCACGUCCCUGGAGGACACGCCUCCUUCCUCCCCUAUUAGCGAGGGUGAAUCCAACUCGGGGUUUGAGCAGAAACACUCCCAGGAUGUCGGAUUUUGGGACGGCGAGGAAGAGCAGGACGAGUCGGUCGAGGACGUGAUCAGGAAGAACCGUUAUUACGAAGACGACGAGGGCGAAAGCGAUGACUGAUCCGAAUAAUAAUAAACGAGUGAAACGAAACAGAAGUCUGUUUUCAUUCCACCGGCUUCCGAAGACUCGUCCAAUGGUUUUCCUUUUCUCUGAGGUUUUUAAUCCUGGGGCUGAAUCCAGAUUCCAUAUGGGAAAGAUGCACAAGGUUCUAUUUUUAAAUGGUACUUUUUAUCUAUGUCCGGUGUCUGUUUUUUUUUUUUUUAAAUGUCUCUUUCGAUUUUAUAGCAUCUUUUUUAUAACGUUAGUUAGAAGAGGUCCGGAUCUUGUUCCACGUCAAAAAAAAAAACCCUCUUCCCCUUUUCUCCAACGCAAAAAGCCAAAUUGAUGACGGGGGACAAAAACAAAGACUCGUCCGCUUUCUUUAGCGCUUCCUCCAACUUACUGUGAACUCAUGGAACACUGGUGAACUAUUAGAAAUGCAGAAGGUAAAAACAGCUGUAUUUUUAACCACUGUUCAACUUUUCCACUCUUCUUCUGCUUGCUAGUUUUCUCUGCACCUACGUAAUUAUUUCAUACUCUACAGAAACCCAUAAAACAAGUACAAGGAUAAAAAGUAGUUCAAGUCAUUUAGUUAUUUUUUUCAUUCCAAAAGCAACAUGAAUGGUUUCUGAGCCUUAGGAUCUUGGCAGUCGUGCACCUGUAGGAACUUCAGAGGCUCUGAAGACUUUGUGGAAAUUUCUCUGUAGUCUUUUAAAUGUUCAUGCUCAUGUACUAUGUAUGGAUUUAUCAAUUUUUGUACUUUUUUUUUUUUUUUUUUUU